AUGGUGCUGGGUAUAGUCCAGUCAGAUAAAGGCACCAGCAGUAGUCUUGGAGUCAGAGGAAGCCACCAACAGAUUAACGAGAUCCAAGCUGAUUCGGGAAUGGGACGUUUUAAUAUCGGAUUGUUCGCAUUCGGCGUGAUCUUCACCGUCAGCUUCGUGCUGGAGGGGCUAGCCGUGGAGCCCGUGGGUCACGACGUCCUUGACCUACUCCAUGGCCUUAACACGACGUCCGCCGACUCCCUGUCUGGCCUUCGCUUCACCACCGGACCAAACAACAGCACCCCAGCCCUGUUACUCGAAGAUUCAGAUCGGCGCAUAGCUCUGUCAAGGGCGUUAACCCAGCGGGCUCUCCGCCUCCUCCAGGACCCCACCGAGGUGACGUUCCUGAGCUCGGUCCGGCAGGAAGUGGGCAACACAGGCACCCUCUUGGCUUUCGCUUCAGACACCAACAGGUUCCUGGAGAUAGAGAGCAAUGGCCACCGGAACGAGCUCCGAUUCCACUACACACACAACUCCCAGGUUCAACUGGAAACAUUCCCCUACAGACUGGCCGACGGCAAGUGGCACAAGCUGGCCGUCUCGCUGGCCGGAGAUCAAAUCUCGGUCUUCGUCGACUGCAACAGGAUAUACCAGCGUGUGAUUCCUACCUCUGACCGCACGGCGAGUGGGCCCUUGACCUUGUAUAUUGGUCAGCGUAACGGUCAACUGGCUUUAUUCAGGGGGGCGCUGCAAGAUGUGAAGAUAGUGACACAAUCACACGGGUACUUGUUGCAGUGUUCUCCACAAGAUACAGAGUGUGCGACAUGUGGCAAGUUCCAGGAUCUGGAACAACGGGUCAAGGAGAUGUCGCUGAUGUACACAGAGCUUAAGCAGAAGCUGAUGAAAGCCGAAGAGCGGUUGUCUGGCCUGGAACAGUGCGAAUGUUUAAAAUAUUGUCACGUCAACGGCACACAGAGGCAGGACGGUGAGACGUGGAAGAAAGAUACCUGCAACAGGUGUAUGUGUAAGAAUGGUACAGUAGAGUGUGUCCACGAGGAAUGUCCAAAACUUGACUGCACAAAUCCAAUUACUGUUGACGGAGAGUGCUGUCCUGUUUGCCCAACAACCUGUUUGUACAGCGGCAAGUACUACAAUGACGGCGAGACAGUGAGUCCGAGUUUUUGUGUCACUUGCACAUGCGUGAAUGGAGGUAUGCAGUGUAAGAAACAGGAUGUAUCCAAGGAAUGUCCUGUUUUGAAUUGUCCAAAAUACAAAAUUGUCCAGGUUCAUACGGAGUGCUGUCCUAUAUGUAAUGACACAGAUCACUGCGCGGGCGGACACACGUGUCACGCCAACGCCAGGUGUGUCAGCAUGCUCAAGAACUACGAGUGUGAGUGCCGACCUGGCUUCGAGGGCGACGGUCGCAACUGUGAAGAUAUUAACGAAUGCAAGGCGAACGGCGGCCGCGCCGGCCACCACUGUCACGCCGGCAGCACCGUGUGCGUCAACACCCCCGGCUCCUACCGCUGCGAGUGUCUCCCGGGCUACACGCGGGUGGACCAGAACGAGUGCAAAGAGUCCGAGUCAUGCAAGCACGGGUCAGUCACGUGUCACCACGACGCGGAGUGUCUGGACUUCAACGGCAACUACGCAUGCGCGUGCAAAGACGGAUAUGCCGGAGACGGCUACACCUGUAGACCUAAAUGCAGUGGUGAGUGCAGAAAUGGCGGGAAGUGUGUGGCCCCGAAUGUUUGCGAGUGUCGCCAUGGUUACAUAGGACCCAACUGUGAACUAGAUAUCGACGAGUGCACACUGGGAAUCUCCAAGUGCCACGUGAACUCCGUGUGUAUCAACAUGCCAGGCUGGUACCAUUGUGACUGUGUUGAGGGCUACCACUCCAGCUGGCCAGAUAACCACUAUGGGAGUCUGUGCUUAGACGUAAACGAAUGUCAAGGUGAAGGUGAAGGCCACACGUGCCACAACACGACACAGUGUGUCAACACGGACGGUGGAUACACUUGUCAAUGUACUGCAAGAGGAAACUGCAAGAAAAGCUGUGUUUUUGAAGGCAGUGAAUAUAACGACCGAAGUACAUGGAAAUCAGUGAGGGAUAUUUGCAAACAAUGCAGAUGUAAUUCUGGUCGCACUAGUUGCCAACAGAUGCAGUGUGACUGUACCGACCCUAACGUGAACCUGCAAUGCUGUCCCAGCUGUAACAACAACAGCAGCUGUCCACACCAGGAGUUAAGGGUCCUGAAGCAGAGUGGCGACUCCUGGCUGUUCAACUGUCAGCGCUGCCAAUGCUUGAAUGGAGAAGUGACCUGCUGGCCUUUGGUCUGCCCCAAACAGUCGUGUGAGAACCCCAUCAGACAAGCUGGGGACUGCUGUCCAGUCUGUGCUGACCAUAACCCUUGCGCUGUAUGGAACAUGGAAACUGGCGGCCAGGACCUCUCUCAGCUGACAUGCAUGUACCUGGGUACAAAGUACUCUCAUGGUGAGCAGUGGAGUCUGAAGGAGGACACCUGCACAACAUGUCUAUGCAAGGUAUGA
This is a messenger RNA of Physella acuta, 2529 nucleotides long. RefSeq names its product protein kinase C-binding protein NELL1. NCBI's taxonomy places the organism in Eukaryota, Metazoa, Mollusca, Gastropoda, Physidae. The record is from RefSeq and is a predicted model, not a curated record. Gene Ontology annotation, molecular function: protein binding; heparin binding; calcium ion binding.